Messenger RNA from Chelmon rostratus (copperband butterflyfish), 1446 nucleotides. Its product is annotated as alpha-1,3-mannosyl-glycoprotein 4-beta-N-acetylglucosaminyltransferase C-like. Lineage: Eukaryota; Metazoa; Chordata; Actinopteri; Chaetodontiformes; Chaetodontidae. Gene Ontology annotation, molecular function: acetylglucosaminyltransferase activity. Gene Ontology annotation, biological process: protein N-linked glycosylation. The coding region runs from base 1 to 1446 and encodes 481 amino acids. The record is from RefSeq and is a predicted model, not a curated record. The transcript has 3 exons.
AUGAGGCUAAUGUGGAAGUCCAUGGACAAGAUGAGGUGUUUCAGGAAGCGAUCCAUGUUCCCCUUCCUCGGCUUCCUCAUCACCUUUCUGCUCUUUUUCAACCUCUAUAUGGAUGAUGGAUACGUGCUGGAGGCAGAAAAAAGGCAGCUGGGAGAGACGCUGAUGCAUCCUGCAAGCUCUGAAAGAUACGUCCACACAUUCAGAGAUCUGUCGAAUUUCUCUGGGACUAUUAACGUGACGUAUCGCUACCUUGCGGGAAUUCCUUUGCCGCGCAAAAAGUAUCUCACCAUCGGCUUGUCAUCUGUCAAGAGGAAAAAGGGGAAUUAUCUUCUGGAGACGAUCAAAUCCAUCUUCGAUCAGUCCAGUUACGAGGAACUGAAAGAGAUUGUGGUUGUGGUCCACCUGGCGGACUUUGACCUGGUCUGGUGUGAGAACCUGGUGCAGGAGAUCACCAGGAAGUUUGCCCACCACAUCAUAGCCGGACGCCUCCUGGUGAUCCACACUCCAGAGGAGUACUAUCCAUCAUUGGACGGCUUGAAAAGGAACUACAACGACCCGGAGGACCGGGUCCGUUUCCGCUCCAAGCAGAACGUGGACUACGCUUUCCUCCUCAACUUCUGCACAAACCUCUCUCACUUCUACAUGAUGUUAGAGGACGACGUGCGCUGCUCCAGGAACUUCCUGACGGCGCUGAAGAAGGUGAUCACCUCCAGAGAAGGUUCCUACUGGGUGAUGCUGGAGUUCUCCAAGCUGGGCUACAUCGGGAAGCUGUACCACUCCAAAGACCUGCCGCGUCUGGCUCAUUUCCUCCUCAUGUUCUACCAGGAAAUGCCCUGCGACUGGCUCCUCAUCCACUUCAGGGGCCUGCUGGCCCAGAAGGACGUGAUCCGCUUCAAGCCCUCGCUGUUCCAGCACAUGGGCUACUACUCCUCUUACAAAGGAGCCGAGAACAAGCUGAAGGACGACGACUUCGAGGAAGACUCCAUAGACAUCCCUGACAACCCUCCUGCCAGCCUUUACACAAACAUCAACGUCUUUGAAAACUAUGACGCCACCAAGGCUUACAGUAGUAUCGUUGAUGAAUAUUUCUGGGGGAAGCCUCCGUGCACUGGAGAUUUCUUUGUCAUAAUCUUCAAUAAAUCAACUAAAAUCAGCAGAAUUAAAAUAGUGACGGGCACAGAGGACAGGCAAAAUGACGUUCUUCACCACGGAGCUCUGGAAGUAGGACAGAAGUCAGUGGAAACUAAACAGGGCAGGCAGUGCUCAUCCUACAUCACGUUAGGAGAGUUUAAAGGUGGAAGCAUUGAGGUUAACAAUGUGGACCACAAGAUCGGCUUUGACAUCGAGUGCGUACGAAUAGUCGUCACUGCCAGUCAGAAAGAGUGGCUCAUCAUAAGAACUAUCAGUUUAUGGACCGCACAACCUGUAAGUCAGUUUAAAAAGUAA